AUGACGGAAUGGCUACGUCCAGUUUUCUCCCGCGCAAAAACACCCGUACAAGGCGCGACUGCCACUUUUGAAAGGCAAACCUCAGCAUCGAUUGAUGAAUCUCUUCCUGACAUCGAAGAAGUUCUCACGCCCAGACUUCGACCUGGAUCUCGAGUAUCAUCCUAUAUCGGAUUCUCAAAUCGGCCAAGCACACCUCCCGUACCCAAUGUCCCAGAGGCGUUCCAAAAUGCACGAAAUCCUGAAUUUUUGUACCAAAAGCCAUCAGGCGACCAGAUGGCAGAAACACUGAAAGUUGUGAUGAUGACUAAAUGUUUGAUGGAUCCUGUUCCGAUUGAAUACAACGCUUGCAUAUUGCAUGUAUUAGAAGCAUAUCAAGAUUUGAGGGAGCAAGUGGAUACCAAGAGUAAGCUUAUUGAGCAGGUUACGAAGGACCACGCCAGGGACAUCAGAACAUUUGAGGAGCUGGCUACGAAAUGGGAUCUCAAGGAACGAGACUACAAAGCGGAGCUGAAAAAGCUGGAGGUGUUGUUGUCUAAAACCGAAGGUGGAAUGGAAUCAGUAGUCAUGGCACGGUCAAAUAGCAGGAUCCACGGAUCUACAAGAGCUUCGGAUGAAAUUGGACGUCACUUCAGUACCAUCAAAGACAGACACCGCCAGAGGAGCUUCCAAAGCGAAGUAGAUCAGCGUGCCGAAACAGAAACUUUGGGUCCAAUGGCUCAACUUUCGAACGCAGCAAAUAUACACAGCUCAGGCAUUUCACGCACACAACUGGAAGCACUAGAAAGGCAGCAGAUUGGAUUCAAGCGUGGACUAGCAUCCUAUGAAUCUUCUUCUGGUGUGGGGACAAGUACGGAUUCUAUGAGCCAGGAUCUGACCUCUCAAGAAGACGGUCUGGGUCUGGGAAUCAUCACAGAAGAAAAGCCACUACCCGAGAUUCCCACGGAAAGAUCAGCACUACGCCGUACGAAAACCAAAAGCUCCUCGAAGCCGAUACAAUUAGGCCCCCCUGCCACCGAAGAAAUGAGUUUCUCUUUCCAACCGGGCGACGACAACAACGUACUUACGCACGGCGACGAUGUUACCAACGCCCACAGAAUUGUAUUCAAGGAUCUGCAAAGAAGAUUCACAGCACCGGGAGAGAGACCAGAAACACCCCCAUCUACCACUCCCGCCAGGCGAUCACCGGACAGAUCGACUGAUUCACCUUCAGCCAACAAGCUUCGUCCCGACUCCAGAAAGUCCGUAGCAUAUUCAGGCAGUGCCUCUCCGAACUUACAAUCCUCCGAUCAAGUAUCCCGUGGAGGCUCGACCGCUAGCGUGGUUACAGCUAUCCGUGACAAUUCUGGUCGAAGCAGUGCUUGUGGCUCGAGAGCUGAGAGCCGCAAUGGCCGUCCGCAUUUGGAUCGUAAUCAGAGUACAAGUGAGGCAGUCACCGCUGCUGCUCGUGCCUAUGUUGCUAGCAAUCAGCGGAGUAGUGAAGGGAAAUCAAGGACGGGUACGACGACUCCGGAUGAAAGAGGUGUUGUAGAGGAAUCUUUGAAGGGUAAUGCCGUUGGGGAUAGAAAGAGCAAAGGACCUAUGAUCAGUAUUGUGCGAGAAAUUGAUAGAUCGUGA
Molecule: messenger RNA, 1614 nt
Organism: Glarea lozoyensis ATCC 20868
Lineage: Eukaryota; Fungi; Ascomycota; Leotiomycetes; Helotiales; Helotiaceae
Exons: 2
Coding region: 1-1614 (537 amino acids)
Source: RefSeq, a predicted model, not a curated record